AUACGAGAAUCGCAAGUAAAUGUAAACAGUUAGUGGUCAACUGUCCGGUGUCCAACUCGCUAUACAUUUAAAACCCCAUUAAUCGAUUCGCAUCUUGUGUUAAAGUUAAUUUGAUAAAAUAAAAAUGUUGAAAAAGUUGCUAAAAGUGUGCGCGGUAUUCAUGAUCUUUUUCAAAUGUGCGGCGUCAAUUCGUUGUUUCGAGUGCAACAGUAUGAACAACUCCAUGUGCCUGGACCCCACGAUCUACGACAAAGAGACCAUCAACAACUUCCUGCCAAUCACGGAGUGUGGCCGCGGCAUCUACUCCGCCAAUAACGAAUUCUUUUGCAGGAAGAUUAUUCAGACCAUUCUCCACAAAGGCUACGAGCCUGAAGUCCGUGUGACCCGCAGCUGCGGCUGGGUGCGCCACCACCGCGACUGUUACAAGGCUGACAAUGAAGACCAUCUCGAAACUGUCUGUCAGUGCUUCGACAACGAGUGUAACUCUGCCACCGUCCGCAAGAGCGCGCUAGCUCUGGUUUUAGGCGCGACAGUUAUGAUGUACCUGUGAUUAAAUGCAGUAUUAUUUUG
Messenger RNA from Spodoptera frugiperda (fall armyworm), 570 nucleotides. RefSeq lists its product as uncharacterized. The transcript is spliced from 3 exons. Gene Ontology annotation, biological process: sleep; regulation of synaptic transmission, cholinergic; positive regulation of voltage-gated potassium channel activity. Lineage: Eukaryota; Metazoa; Arthropoda; Insecta; Lepidoptera; Noctuidae. The record is from RefSeq and is a predicted model, not a curated record. Bases 125 to 550 code for a protein of 141 amino acids.